Molecule: messenger RNA, 516 nt
Organism: Plasmodium vinckei vinckei
Lineage: Eukaryota; Apicomplexa; Aconoidasida; Haemosporida; Plasmodiidae
Product: protein tyrosine phosphatase, putative
Exons: 3
Coding region: 1-516 (171 amino acids)
Biological process (GO): negative regulation of MAPK cascade; protein dephosphorylation
Cellular component (GO): cytoplasm
Molecular function (GO): MAP kinase tyrosine/serine/threonine phosphatase activity; protein tyrosine/threonine phosphatase activity
Source: RefSeq, a predicted model, not a curated record
AUGAUACAAAUAUUGCCAUUUUUAUACAUGGGUAAAUUGAAUGACAUAAAAGCUUUAGAUCUUAAAAAAUAUAACAUCAAAGCACUAGUUGUUUGUUGUACAUAUUUAGAAUACCCACAAGAUAAAAUCCCCAAAGGAUAUGAUGAUUUACGAAUUAAUCUUGAAGAUAUGGGAUUAGAGCAAAUAUCCAAAUAUUUUGAUGAAUCCAACAAUUUUAUUCAUUCUUUUGUUACCCAAAAUCAACCAGUCUUCGUUACGUGCAGUCAUGGAAUAAGUAGAUCACCAACAAUAGUAUUAGCAUACUUGAUAGGAAAACAGAACUAUUUUUUAAAUGAAGCUUUUCGUUUUUUAAUGAGCAAAAAGAAUAUAUGCCCAAAUGUUGGAUUUGCCGAACAACUGUGUAAUUACGAAGAAAGUAUAAAAAAUAAAAUCACCUUUUGCUCAAAAAAAUAUGCGGAUUGGUAUUCUUCUGAUAUGUGUUAUAAUAAUGCUAUAAUAGAUUUUAGUCCUGAAUAG